Molecule: messenger RNA, 1201 nt
Organism: Sodiomyces alkalinus F11
Lineage: Eukaryota; Fungi; Ascomycota; Sordariomycetes; Glomerellales; Plectosphaerellaceae
Product: endosomal protein P24B
Exons: 3
Coding region: 220-834 (204 amino acids)
Biological process (GO): endoplasmic reticulum to Golgi vesicle-mediated transport; protein retention in ER lumen; Golgi organization
Cellular component (GO): endoplasmic reticulum-Golgi intermediate compartment; COPII-coated ER to Golgi transport vesicle; Golgi apparatus
Source: RefSeq, a predicted model, not a curated record
GAACCUUUGAUGCAAAGUGUCCAGUCCAUACAGGGAUCUCUAUCGAGAGACUGGACUUGCUGGCCAGGUCAAUGCAGGACGUCACGUUACGAAUACCACUUUCUAAGGUACCUAGUCAACAGCGAAACUGACAGACACGAACAGACGCCUCGGCCUCCGCGAGUUCGUCAAUUAACUCAGCGAGGGCACACAACGUCCUAAUCCAUCCUAUCCCUGACCAUGCUCUUCCCCGCGGUCGCCAGCACGCUGCUGCUUGCAGCUGGUCUUUUCCAGUCUGCCGCAGCCCACAUCAUCCAGCUACCAGCCCACGGCCGAGAGUGCUUUCACGAGAACCUCCGUCGCGAUGACAAGAUGACCGUCACCUACCAAGUCGGAGACCGGGAAUUCGGCAGCUCUGGCAAUCUCGACAUCGACUUCUGGAUUCAAAACCCCAAGGGUCAAUACGUGACCAACCAAAAGAGUGUCUCCAACGGCGACUUCACCUUCACGGCCAGGAGCGACGGCAAAUACACCUACUGCUUCGGAAACGAACACUGGGGCGCCAACAGCAAGGAGGUCCACUUCAAUGUUCACGGCGUUGUCUACGUCAACGAGGGAGACCUUCCGGCCGACCCUCUCGAGAAGGAGGUUCGUCAAAUGGCUGAAUUGCUUGCCCAAGUCAAAGAUGAACAAUUCUACAUCGUCGCCAGAGAGCGCACACAUCGAAACACUGCCGAGAGCACCAAUGCCCGUGUCAAGUGGUGGAAUGUCUUUGUCAUUGGUCUCGUCGUUGGCGAGGGCGUGUUCCAGGUCUGGUGGCUGCGUCGGUUCUUCGAGGUUAAGCGAGUCGUAUAAGUCAGGCUGGAAGGCUCUGUUCCAGGUCACUCCGCUUGACGUCCAAGUGUUCACUCAUUGGCUUUGAUGGGGUAUGAACAUAACGGCGCAAAUUGGUGGAUUGGGGGCAUUUGCAAUCCGGAUACAGCAAAAGCGAGGCGAAAGAGGCUAGGUGUGGGAAUUGUGUGUGUAGAUGGGAAACAUUGCAUGUUGUUCCAAGAGAUUCCGCCCCGGCAUGCAUCCUUUUAUUCAGGUGUUGGACGCCCAGGUUAUUGAGAAUAUUCCAACGCCGACAACAAAUCACUAAAUGAGCAUUACACGUUGCACCAAUAGUCCCAUACAUCACUCAGCGAUUGUCCUGCCGGGCAGAUAUGCCGUCUAAAGAGGG